Molecule: messenger RNA, 773 nt
Organism: Musa acuminata AAA Group (dessert banana)
Lineage: Eukaryota; Viridiplantae; Streptophyta; Magnoliopsida; Zingiberales; Musaceae
Product: HMG1/2-like protein
Exons: 8
Coding region: 107-556 (149 amino acids)
Source: RefSeq, a predicted model, not a curated record
UGACGUGCCCUUCUAUUUUCAUUUUUUAUAGAAUCCCGCCUCACUGCAUCUGUGCCUCAUCGUUUCCCCCCUUCCGAACCUUAACCCUAACAUCGAGCUCUACACCAUGAGAGGAGGCAAAUCGAAGGCCGCGGCGUCGAGAAAGGAUGGCGACAAGGUCGCCGGCAAGAGGAAGGCCGCCGGUGACGAGGACAAGAAAGCGAAGAGAGGGAAGGUUGGCAAGGACGCGAACAAGCCAAAGAGGCCUCCGAGUGCCUUCUUCGUGUUCAUGGAGGAGUUUAGGAAGACGUUCAAGGAGAAACACCCUGACAACAAGAAAGUGUCCGUUGUUAGCAAAGCUGGUGGCAACAACUGGAAAUCCAUGUCUGAGGCCGAGAAGGCUCCAUAUGUAGACAAGGCGGCCAAGCGGAAGGCAGAAUACGAGAAGAGCAUGACAUUAUACAACAAGAAGCAGUCUGAGGAAGUGGAAGGAGAGGGUUCUGACAAGUCUAAGUCUGAGGUGGAUGAUGAAGAAGAUGGAGAUGGAGAUGGAGAGGAAGAAGAGGAUGAGGAGUAAAAUUGGCAGCAAUGUGAUCUGUGGAAGGGCCCUUUUCUUUUCUUUUCUUUCUAGUUGUGAAAAAAGGGAUAGUUCUAGAAAUCAAAUGCUGUUGUGGCUUGUCCAUGCACUGGAAAGGAAACCAUGUAGCCCUUUGGCCUUUUAGAGGCUCCUCUAACCCUUUUUUCGUAUCUUUUUUGUGAAAAUACUAGUAAUGGAAUAUCGACUUUUUCUUGUA